Molecule: messenger RNA, 829 nt
Organism: Oryza brachyantha (malo sina)
Lineage: Eukaryota; Viridiplantae; Streptophyta; Magnoliopsida; Poales; Poaceae
Exons: 1
Coding region: 32-649 (205 amino acids)
Source: RefSeq, a predicted model, not a curated record
GCUAGCUGCUGGUGGCAGGGGAGAUCGAUCGAUGGCGGAGGGGAAGAAGGUGAGGAGGGAGGAGGAGCUCGUGGAGGCGGCGCUGGCCGCGGCGGCGGCGGCGCUGUUCGUGUCGGGCGUCAAGAACCUGGUGCCCGCCGUGCUCGUGGCGCGGUGGUGGCCGGCGUCGCUGCUCGCCACGGCGCCGUCGCCCGUGCUGUUCCUGCUGCUCCACGUCAUCAUCGCCUCCAUCGUCGUGGCGUCCCUGCAGCCGAUGCGGGCGGCGGCGACGUCGGCGUCGGCCGCCGUCGCCGGCCAGGACGACGACGCGCGGUGCGGCCGGGAGGAGGGCGCCAAGAAGGUGAAGAGGAGGAGGAGCAAGAGGCGGGAGGGCGCCGAGGGGACGGGAGCGACGACGCUGGCGGUGGAGCCGGCGCUGGCGCCCAUCGCCGACGCUGACUGCUGCAUGGCGCUGGCGGUGGUGAAGAGCGGAGCGGAGACGCCGCCGCCGGAGCCGCAGCAGGAGGAGGAAGCGGAUGGGAAUGCGGCGGAGGAGGUGAACAAGCGGGCGGAGGAGUUCAUCUCGGCGUUCCGCCACCACCUCCGGGUCGACUCCUUCUCGUCGGCGAGCCGGCGAGGCGGCGCCAGAGCCGAAGCCUUCUGCUUUUGACUGAAAAGAUGCACCGUGCCAAGUGCAAAGUGCAAAAACCACGCUUCUUGGUUUUUGCACAUUUUCUUUCAGUCUCUUGCUGUUUCUCUCUCUUUUUUUUCUUUUUUUCCCUUUAUAAUCUGAGAGACUGAGAUGUAGUUACUCUUUUGAUAUCAGUUUGAUGACAACUUAAGACAUGCU